UGGUGACUCGAAUGCACAGCCGAAGUUGAGGGAACGGAAUCAGAGGAACAACCCCAUUCAAAAUGCUAACAAGUACGUUGUACGAAAUCCUAAUAAUAUGGUUUCCUGUGGUCUGUUGCCUGGCCAUAUUCCUUGUCCGCAGGGUUCUCUGGCCGACAGUCCUAGGCUUGCGAGAGCCCCCUACUCUACGGCCAAAGAUACCUCUCAUAGGUCAUUUGAUUGAUCUAAUUCAGAUGGGAUACAACCAGCAUGUCAAGAACCAGUAAGUCUUGACUCUUAGGCCAUUCAGCCCGAAAGUUCAGCAAAUGAUCAAGCUGGACGAGCAACUAAGGUACACCUGCAUAGUGGGCUGACAAGUUACUACCUAGUGAGAAGUUCAACAUGACGGCAU
Molecule: messenger RNA, 391 nt
Organism: Colletotrichum godetiae
Lineage: Eukaryota; Fungi; Ascomycota; Sordariomycetes; Glomerellales; Glomerellaceae
Exons: 1
Coding region: 63-266 (67 amino acids)
Source: RefSeq, a predicted model, not a curated record